AUCUCACUCUCCUCUUGCUCAACCCCUGAAAACCACAAGCAAUCCGACACAACCAUCUCUCAUUCUCACUCUCAGCAAGCAACACACCCAGUCGAAGGUAGCUGCUCGUCCCAGUCGGAGGUCCGUGUCAGAGACACUCUUCUCUUCUUCCUCCUGCUUUUCUAAUCUGUUGCAGAGGAUAAUGGUUCGUUUAACUGUCAGUGAGAGACAAAUUUUGAGAAAGAAGAAGAUCAUGGCUCUUUAUUUGCAUUGGAUGAAUGUGUUGCAUGUAGUGCAGUGGUUUUUCAAAUUAUGGGAAAAAAUUAUUGUACAUGGUAUUGAAUCAAGCUCUUUGGGAAGACAAUUAUACAUACUUGAUGUUUUUGUUAAUAGGCAAAUUGUGCAUCAAAUAGCUUAUGAGAGUGAUGUCAUUUGUUUUGAUCAACUUAGGAUGAAUAGGAAAGCAUUUAGCAAUUUAUGCAUAAUGCUUGAAACUAGGGGUGGGUUAAAAGCAUCUAAAUACUUGCAAGUAGAUGAGCAAGUGGCCAUGUUUUUACAUGUAAUUGCUCAUCAUGUGAAAAAUAGAGUAAUUAGAUUUCGAUUUAUGAGAUCUGGUGAGACUAUUCGCAAGUUUUUUCACAAUGUGUUACAUUCAAUCAUUCGACUACAUGGAGCGUUAUUGAAAAGACCUGAACCGGUUGUUGAAAACUCAACAGAUGAAAGGUGGAAAUGGUUCAUGGGGCACUAG
Humulus lupulus (European hop) is the source of this 727-nucleotide messenger RNA. RefSeq lists its product as uncharacterized. The coding region runs from base 182 to 727 and encodes 181 amino acids. The transcript has 3 exons. The record is from RefSeq and is a predicted model, not a curated record. NCBI's taxonomy places the organism in Eukaryota, Viridiplantae, Streptophyta, Magnoliopsida, Rosales, Cannabaceae.